AAACUGCAGAAUCUGUAUAACACGAAAGCACUGUAAACCAAAUGAGAAAAGAACUAUCAUGUGUCGGAGCAAAAUUAUCUCUUAAUUGCAGCGGGAAAUGUUUUAAUUUGUAUUGGCAAGGAAGUGAAAACCAUUGAGAAAAUUGAACUGGCGGGAUUGCAUAAGAGAAAACGAGAGGUUACGUAAUGAGAAUUUUAAGCACUCUCACACGAUUGUAAAUACGACAGUAAGCAAUGCGCAGUUAAUGCAGAUUAAUAACUGCACAAUAUCUGAUUGACGACAGCAGCUUUGUUUCGCUUGGGUCGUGCGGGUAACUUUCCUACAAGUCCCAGCCUGUCUUGCGGUGAUCACGUGGUUCACCUUCGCCUUCCUGGUCACUCGGUGCCUGUAACGGAGGCUUGUCUUUGUUGGUGUGGAAAUGGUUUACUAUUUCACCAGUAAUGUGGGUUCUUCACCAUAUACGAUAUAUAUGGGAAAAGAUAAAUAUGAAAAUGAGGACUUAAUCAAAUAUGGAUGGCCAGAAGAUGUUUGGUUUCAUGUAGAUAAAUUAUCUUCAGCUCAUGUAUACCUUCGAUUAUACAAGGGGCAAGUAAUUGAUUCCAUCCCAAAGGAAGUACUAAUUGAUUGUGCUCAGCUAGUUAAAGCCAAUAGCAUUCAAGGAUGCAAGAUGAAUAAUAUAAAUGUUGUGUAUACACCGUGGUCUAAUCUAAAGAAGACUGGUGACAUGGAUGUGGGACAAAUAGGAUUUCACAGGCAAAAAGAGGUAAAGGUAAUUGCAGUGGAGAAAAAGAUAAAUGAAAUUUUAAACCGGUUGGAGAAAACCAAAAAUGAACGCUUCCCAGAUUUGGCAGCUGAAAAGGAAUCCAGAGACCGCGAAGAGCAGAAUGAGAGAAAAGCACAAAUUCAGGAAAUGAAACGAAAGGAAAAAGAGGAGAUAAAAAGGCGAAAAGAAAUGGAAGACCUUAGGUGCUAUUCUAGUCUUAUGAAAUCUGAAAACAUGAGUAGCAAUCAGGAUUGUGGUUAUGACUCUGAUGAUUUCAUGUGAAGUCUGCUGGAAGCAAAAACAUAGACAUCUUAAAUUGGAAGAUUUUUGGCCUGCCAUAAAACCCCUUUUGCUUUUGACAAUUGCUUGAGGGACCAGUACCUUUUUUGAGUUUCAAGAUAUUUAUCUUGUAAUGUGAUUACUAAGUGGAAAAUUAAACUUGUCACUGUUUUUUCCACUCAAGAAAUUGAUAUGUGAAAACAUAAUUUUGACGUGCUUGGUGUGGACGCUUAUCUAGGAGAAUGGCUUAUCACUGGAAACACUUUUGCUGGAGUUUUUUAAAUGCCUAAAACACAAACAAUUAAAAUAAUGAAAUCUCACCCAAGAGAAAAUGUUGAUUUUUUUUUUGGGCAAUGUCCACAAGAGUGUUUAUAGGCACAAGUUGUGCUGCACCUAGCACAAAGUUAAAACUGUGUGAAAUAUUUUGAGGUGGUCACCACUCUUCUACUUGAUUAUUCUUAAUAGUCAAAUCAAUAUAACUGAAUGUAGUUUAUUGAAAUCACUCUCAUUUAUGUAAAAGUGGAGUAAAAUUAUAGCUUAAAUUAUAAAUAUCAGAAACUGAAAAAAGAAUGAGUCCUGCAGCUGAAAUGUUAGCCUGUCUUUGAAUAAUCAAUACUGGUUGACCUGGUGUCUUAAGUAUUUUCCUUAAAUGUAUGCUAUUCUGUUAUUGAGGAAUGAAAAUUCUCUAGACUACUGCUUGUCAUUAGAACCAAUACAAUUGAUGCAUGGUCUCUUCCUCUCUAAAGAUUUUUGUCAGAAGGGAUUACACCUGAUCUUCAUUCUAUGGUAUAACCAUUUGUUACAUCUUAACGUUUGUUCUGUUGAACCUAACCCAGGGCUAAAGGUAACAAGAAUGAACUCUGAAAAUAAAAAUAUUUUGUAAUGUAUUUGUUCUUUUCUGAUUAUUAAUUGGGUGUUGCCUUUCUUCUACAACCUAUUCUUAAUUGUUGACAAAAUCCCAGCCAUUUUUCAUGGAUGUGUUAUGAUUCAGUAAAUCAUGGGGAAACCAUACCCCAGUUUUUGGGGAAAAAAGACAUUUUUGAUUUUGAGUACAAGUCUCCAGUUGAGUUUAUUGUCAUGUGCACAAGUACGGUGAGGUACAGGUACAAUGAGAAACUUGCAGCAGCAGCAUCAGGCACAGAUUUGACAUACGCAGUAGCUUUCGAUCCAGUGAUCAGUAAUUAACUAUCAGUAAUAGUUGCAGAUUAGAAGCCUAGAGGUCACAUUAAUUCAUAGUUAAGUACAUUAUGAAUAUUUUCAGCAGACAGCUGCAAUGUCUUUACAGCCAUAAUUUUCCCUUUGUUUGAAAUCAUCUGUUUUUUUUGGGGGAAAUCUAAUAAUGACUUGCUGUCCAUGGAUGAACAAGUUGUUUACAUGUCUACUCGAAAGAAAAUCAAAGUUGAUGCAUAUUUGUACAUCAAUCCAUCUUUUAUAUUUUUUAAAAAAUCAUGAAAAAUGUUUCAAAUUGUAUAAACUAUUCAAAACCAGAAUAGACAUAAGGCACAGCAAAUAUUUUGUUUAUUUAGGUGGUUGCUGUCCUAGAUGUUGUGUUCUUCCAUCUAUAAUUAUUUGCCAUAGAAUCUACAUUUGCCUUUAAGCCUCCAUCUCAAUCUACCUUGCCCCUGCUCCAAUCUUUACCACACUGAAUAUCUUCCUCCCUAUAAGCUUUCUAUUGCUAUUUCUUAAUGCUGUCAUUUCAUGGUCUUGAUAACAUCCAAACAUGUCCCUUCAUCCAGCACCAUCCGUAUUUCCUACACCUUGCAAACCAACUUCAGAUACUUAACAACAGGGCUUUCUUAACUGUUUAGUCUUUGGCCCUCUGUUAGUCUGUAUAUUACUAUGGCUGUUGAUCUGCUCAGUUGCCCUCCACUUUUGAUGACUUUGACCCCAUUGACACCUUUAUCUCUACUCUUGGUUGCCUGUUCUUUAAGGGACUUCAUUAGUCAACUCGUAACAUGUCUGGCACACUGGUUUUACUAUCCAACAGAUUUAGUUAGAUCCCAUCAUGUGCAGUUGGACCCCCAAUCUUUACCAAACCACUCACUUGCAGGAUCACUCUCGAGAUCAAAAAUAUCCCACUAACAUUUUCUUCACAGCAAACUCUACUUAAAUUCCUUUACACUCUCACCUGUUUCACCCCAGUGUAGCAGCCAGGAGGAUGCCUGGUUUUGCAUUCAGUGUGGUAUCUUUCUUUUAAGUGGAUAUUGAAGGCAUUCUGUUAUACUUCUGAGUUUCCCUCCUAUGAUCUGUUGAUGGUCUAUUUAGUUUAAUUUAUCUAAAGUUCCAGUCUUUCUUUGAAAAAUGGAAAAACACUCCAAAUGAAAGAGAAUGGAUCAUUUUAAGGUGUGGUUAGAAUGCUCGUUAAUUAAAUAUUUAACUUGUUAUUGUACUAAGUGAAAACCUAUUGUCCUUCAAUUUACAUAGUAGAGUGUUUUUUCUCUCUACUACAAAGUAGUAGGCCUGAAGCAGAGUAUGAAAAUGAACCAAUAAUACUCCAUUUGACUUUGUUCAGGUAAUACUGUUUAUAUAUGUGGACAAAUUGAAGGAUCUAAGAACAGAUUGAUGAGCAAAUGUGCAUCAGAAUGUAAUUAUAAUCAAAGACCCCACCCACUUGGGUCAUUCUCUCUCCUCUCCCAUCAGGCAGAAGACAAGAGCCUGAGGGCACAUACCAUCAGGCUCAAGGACAGCUUCUACACCACUGUGAUAUGACUAUUGAACGGUUCCCUUAUAUGUUGAGAUGGACUCUUGACCUCACAAUUUACCUUGUUGUGACCUUGCACCUUAUUGUCUACCUGCAAUGUACUUCCUUGUAGCUUGACACUUUACUCUGUAUUCUAUUUUUUUUACUUGUACUACCUCAAUGCACUCUGUACUAACUCAAUGUAUCUGCACUGUGUAAUGAAUUGAUCUGUACGAACAGUAUGCAAGACAAGUUUUUCACUGUACCUCGGUACAAGUGACAAUAAUAAACCAAUACCAAUUAA
Messenger RNA from Pristis pectinata (smalltooth sawfish), 4026 nucleotides. RefSeq names its product coiled-coil domain containing 25 (gene ccdc25). The coding region runs from base 419 to 1045 and encodes 208 amino acids. The transcript has 9 exons. NCBI's taxonomy places the organism in Eukaryota, Metazoa, Chordata, Chondrichthyes, Rhinopristiformes, Pristidae. The record is from RefSeq and is a predicted model, not a curated record.